Messenger RNA from Penicillium cosmopolitanum, 4569 nucleotides. RefSeq names its product GYF domain-containing protein. Lineage: Eukaryota; Fungi; Ascomycota; Eurotiomycetes; Eurotiales; Aspergillaceae. Gene Ontology annotation, molecular function: protein binding. The record is from RefSeq and is a predicted model, not a curated record. Bases 1 to 4569 code for a protein of 1522 amino acids. The transcript is spliced from 4 exons.
AUGCCUACACCACUCCCAUCGAGUUUUGCCUCCGCCGCUGCCGGUAACACGCAGGACCCCAGUCGGAGAGGGGAUGGAGGAGCUGCUGGUGAAUGGUCUCGAUCUCGUAUGAACGGAGCCACUCAGACCUUUCGCCGCCCUUCUGUCGCUACGAACCCUUCUCACAUCCGGGAGAGUGGUCACCCUGCUUCAGCUUCGACACCGACGGCCCCCGGGGCAUACAUCCCACCCCACAUGAGCUCAAAUCCCAUCCCCAGCACCCUACGCAACGGAGAAGCCCGAUACUCCAAGGAACAGCUCCUAGAGAUGUAUAAGGCGCAGCGGGAGAACGGAGCUUUGGGCAAAAAUGUGGAGGAAUACUUUGUCGCCGACUGGGAUCCUCACAUGGUGUCAGCCCCCGCGAAUGGAGCGUGGGGGAAGCGGGACGACCACAAGUCCUCCGCGGGACCUGAAGUGUGUUGGGACCAUGGAGGACAGGCUGAACCCUUGGGUUUGUCUGAUAUGUCGGAUGGAGAGAAAGAGGUAGGUCAAGAUCUCAUCCGAUUUUCUCUGCUUCGGUCAAUUCUCCCCUCAAGCCGCCCCCCCACGAACGCGCAGAAAGAAAAUACUGCACCAGGUACUGGAGGCCGUAAACAGUCCAUCUCUUACACCCAGGGCCAUAUCAAUAACUACAAUACCUCCUCUCCGACGGCCAACCGUCCGGGCGUGAGACGUCGUGAGACCGGUGACUCGAUCGGCAACCCUAUGUCCCCCACCGGCUCCAACUCGCGCUUUUUCCGCGACGAGGCGACUACCUCCACCCCUCCCCCCGCCCUCUUGCGUCGUAAAACCGAUUUCCGGGAUCAAAAGCCUGACGACAAAGCUAAAGAAGGACAAGAAACCGCGUCUCCCUUCGGCUCUUUGAAACGAAGCUCGACCAACCCUCUGAAUACCGCUGUGGGAGGACCAGGCUCGCCUUGGGGCUCGGCUUCGCACAAUGCCAACUUCUCUCCCAUGGGCGCAUUCGGAGCAUUUUCUUUGGGUUCCAACACGGCCCAAACGCCAACGGAGAAAAAACCUGGAUAUGGCAGCCUUCGUGGAGAAAGCCGGUUCAAGGACUUGCUUUCUAAGGAUAGCUCUGAGGAUAUUGCCGGGUCUGCCAAGGAGAAGAACCUGUCCAGCUUGGAGCGCCUGACCGAAGAUGAUGGUGGCCAACGUUCGCAGUCUCCGUGGGGAGAAGGGCUCAAGACGCGUGCGAACCGUAGUGAAACCAAUCCUUUCGAUGAGCCUCGCAGUGGUAGCGCCGCGCUCGGCGGAUUUCAAGAUCUCGAAGCCCCGUCCCAAGAUGACCUCGGGUUCGGCGCAUUCGGAAUGACCUCAAGCAUCCCAGGCUUUCGCGAGUUAAUGCAAAGCCAGGAGAAUUCUCGCAACCCUACCCCGAGCUUGCUCCAAGGUCAUGAACCAACAAGCCCCACAAACACCAACCCCUAUCAAAGCCCUCAAAAUGAUCGGACUGCUGCCGACCCAGAGGAUCUGGAUACGGAUGGGUCAGACAUUCAGGCUUCCCAGCAUCCCGCACUCAGUGGCUUGCGGGAUCCUUCAAACCCCUUUGGAUCGAUGAGACGGGUUGGCUCGGGCAUGGACUUGCCUACUGUCGAUCGCAGCCAAAACUCCAGCGCCAACGCCAACCGUAACUUCUCGGGUCUUGGUGGCCUCGGUGGCCUCUCCUCUCUCGGCGGGGGUGCCGCUUGGCCUUCUGGAGGUGCCAUCGGCACUCCAACCCGCGAACGCUCUGCUUUCGCUGGUGGUUUCGGUGAUCCAAUCUUCGGUUCUAUGGGUGAUCUUCAGUCUCCAAGCCUGUCUACACUUGGAGGCGGAGGUCUCUUUAGCCCUCAUGCUGGUAUUUCCGGAACCGCCAGCAUAGGCCGAUCAAGCAAACUCGGUGCCCUUUUCUCAUCGGUGCAGGACGAACAAGGUCGCUCAGACUCGGUCGGCCUGGAAGAUGGACUCCGACAAACGGAUCUCCAGCAGACGGAAAAGCCCGGUCAGGCAAACAAGCCCGGGUCAAACCCAUCUCAAACACCCGUUUCGGCUGUUGGUUCUCUUCCGCCCGGAAUCGGUCACGAUGGAGCAGGUGCAAUUCAGACUCCUGGGGGCACUGUGCCUUCUGCCCAGCAACGUUGCAUGGUAAUGCCUGAUCGCAUGCGCUGGAUCUAUCGCGACCCGCAGGGCAAUGUCCAGGGACCAUGGACCGGACUUGAGAUGCAUGACUGGUUCAAGGCUGGAUUUUUCAGCCCCGACCUGCAAAUAAAGAAGCUCGAGGAUAUUGAAUUUGAGCCACUGGCUCAGCUGGUCCGACGUAUUGGCAACUCGCGCGAGCCCUUCCUUGUUCCCCAAAUUGGCAUCCCCCAUGGUCCCGAACCUACUGGAGCUCAGUGGACUGGUCCUCCUGGGCAAAACACUACUUCUGCUCAGCCUCCAUUCCCUGGAAGCUUCCCGAGUUUCGGCACUACAUUGACCGCAGAGCAGCAAAACGCACUCGAGCGACGCAAACAGGAGGAACAGUAUUUGAUGGCUCGUCAAAAAGAACAUCUCGCCCAGCAGCAAGCUAUUAUGAAGCAGAUUGGCCCGUCUACUAUGCAGCCCCAGUUGCAGCACCAGACUAGCGCCCACAGUCUUCAGAGCCAGCCCAGCUUCGGUAGCAUUGCUUCGCCGUCUGGUUACCAGCCAUCUCCAAUCCAGGCGCCUGGCCAUGGCCAGCAGCAGCAAUCACAGCAGCAAUCGCAAGCUGGGGUUGCCGGUUUCUUCGAUGCUGCAGCACCUACUCGACAGGGCGGUCUCCCAAAUGUCGGACCUGGCAUGCUAGGAACUGAGCUCGGUAGCCCAGACCAACUUCCGGGUCUACUGGAUCACCUGAACGUCGGCCGCCAGGAUCCUUUUGCCUUUGGUGCAUCCAAUUCAUUCGCUGCUCGCCAACCUGACAGCUUCCUGCAUUCCCAGCAGGUCUCUUCAAUGCUCCAAGAUCGUGAGGCGCUUCAGCAAGAACAAGAACAGUUUGACCAGCUCAACUCCAAUGAUCUCUUUGAUCAGCAGGCGCGUGAAGAGCGAUUGCGUCAGUUCCAUGCUCUGAGAGCCCAAGAAGGCGACUUUGGCAUGCGGACUGUUGAUGGCUUGCCAACUCACCCAGCUGCUGCUUCCGCCCAGGACGCUGAGGCUGCUGCUACCAGCGAAGAGUUAGCCAUGGAAGCCCUCUCAGCUGAUGAACCUACCGAUGAGCCUACCCUCACUCUGUCUCAACAGGUCCACAAGGCCGCUUCUGCCCAGCGUCAACAGCAGGAGCAAGACCAGCAUGCUCAGGCUGUCCCUGAAAAUGUCUGGGGAGUCAAGGUCGAUAGCGCCAUGCCUCACCCUUUCCCCCCGCCUCCCUCUGCGUCGCCUCUGCCCGCCCCCGCUGCUCAGCGCAACCGCCAAAACAUGGCUGAAUCUCUCGUCGCCGACUCUCAGUCCCGGACCCAAACCCCAAUUGAUGCGGCACCCACCUCCGUCGCCCCUUGGGCAAAGGAUACCGUCGAAGUUCCGAAGGGUCCCUCGCUGAAGGAGAUCCAGGAGGCUGAAGCUCGCACUGCUGCUCAGCGCGAGGAACACGCUGCCGCCGCUCGUCGCGCUCAGUUCCUUGCUGAGCAAGAGCGUCUCAGCCAUGCCCAAGCUCAGGCUGUUCCUGGUCUUCCCUCCUCCGCAAACUGGGCCAGCUCAGGAUCCCCGGCUACUCCUACCGCUGCUAGCCCUGCCUGGAACACUAAGAGCCAGCCCGCACCUACCACCAGCACCGCAAAGAAGACUCUGGCUCAGAUCCAGAAGGAAGAGGAGGCUCGCAAGCAGCGCCAAGCUGCUAUCAACGCCGCUGCCGCCCAAGUCGCGACACCUAGCCCCCCAGCUUCCGCUACCAAGCGCUAUGCUGAGCUUGCCAGCAAGGCCCCUACUGCUACCGCCGCCGCCGCCGCCGCCGUCGCCAGUGCUGCUCCUGUUGCUUCUGGUGCCUGGACAACUGUCGGUGCUAGUGGCAAGGCGAAGACUCCUCUUGCCGCGCCCCUUGGACCUCGCUCUGCCAGUGGAGCCAUUCCCGUUGCCCCUGCUUCUGUCUCCAAGCCUCGUCCAACUAUCGCUACACGUACCGUGACCGGUGGCAGCGUGUCUCAGGGCAGCUCUAACCGCGCCAUGGAGGAAUUUACUAAGUGGGCGCAGCUGUCUUUGGGCAAGGGUCUGAACAGUAACAUUAAUGUGGAUGACUUUGUUCAGCAACUUCUUUUCCUGCCUGCCGAGGCCGAGAUCAUCUCUGACUCUGUCUACGCAAACUCCCAGACCUUGGAUGGCCGCCGAUUUGCCGACGAAUUUAUCCGCCGCCGCAAGCUGGCUGACAAGGGUGUCGUUGACCCCGUCUCGCCCAGUGCUUUUGCCGAGCAGAAGAACGGCGGUGGCUGGAACGAGGUUGCUAAGAAGGGAUCCGCUUCAAGCGCUACCCCUUCUGCCCGUGAAGAGGAGAGCAACGCCGCAUUCAAGGUCGUUGCUCCCCGCAAAAAGGGCAAGCGCUAG